This is a messenger RNA of Didymodactylos carnosus, 1338 nucleotides long. The record is from the annotation of a GenBank genome assembly. Lineage: Eukaryota; Metazoa; Rotifera; Eurotatoria; Philodinida; Philodinidae.
AUGGCAAGAUUAGUAUUGAGUUUAUCGUUUAUUAUGUUAUUAUGGUUAUCUGCUUAUUAUGUUCAGAGUGAUUCCAAUAUUUGUUCUGUAUUAGAUUAUUAUCAUUCAUCGAUAUUUGCAUGUUGUGGGGAUUCAGAUGAAGAUCAUUGUAAAACAAUUAACGAUUGUGCCACUAUUGGUAGUGAUUUGGUAUCAUUUUUUAUUGUUAACGUCACAUCCGAUGAAAGAAAGGUUAUACGGGAAUUAUUUCAAGUUGAAGAUGUUUAUAAACAAACAAUAAAUGAAACAUUUAAAAUUUUAUUAUUUAAAACAAUCAAAACAGAUCGUCUAAAAUGUCAUUCAAAUGGUCAUUGUGUAAUAAAUCUAGAGAAGAGAAAACGAUGCAAACGUUGUCGAUUACAAAAAUGUUUUAAAUUGGGAAUGCGCAAGGAAUGGAUCUUGACCAAUGAAGAAAAGCAAAGAAAAAAACGAAAAAUUGAAGAAAAUCGUCGACUGAGACAAUUAUCGGAUAAUUAUCAAUUAAAUAUUCGUGAAGUGAUGCAGUCGUCUGAUGAACAAUCUUCUGAUCCAAAUUCUUUAUCACAAUCUUCCGUCAGUGCCAUUCUAACAUCAUCCGAUUGGAAUAAAUUGAAUGAAAUUCAAACAGCUUAUUGUAAUGCGGUUAGUUUAAAUUCUGUAGUAGGUAAAAUUCAUUAUCCUUUCAUGCAAAAAAUAGCAACCACCGACUUGCUUAUUAAUGUGCCAACAAACAUUGCGUCACUUCGACUUAUAGCCUAUUGUAAACAAAUUCGUGAAUUUCACGAUUUAAAUGAAGACGACAAAGUGACACUAAUCAAAUACAAUAUGUUAGGAGCAAUAUUUGUACAUGGUGUUCUAAUAUACGAUCCAUUGAAUGAUACAUUUCAUGAAGAGAAUACAGACGAUGGUGUAUUUGACGCAAAAGAUUUUAUAUCAAACAUGAACUUAGAAUUUUAUCAACGAACAAUUACCGUAAUGAAAGAUGUAAUUCAAAUUGUCGAAUACGAUCGUAUUAUUGUUAAAAUAUUAAUUAUAUUAGUAAUAUGUUCAAAAGGCUUUUGCGCUUAUGAAUCUAUGCGUGAACCAAUUUUAAAUGAUCCAUUAAGCGCUUAUAAAACACAAAAUAUAUUUACGGACCUUUUAUGGCGAUAUUGUUUAAAUCAGUAUGGCUAUAUUAAAACGAUAAAUUUAUUUACAAAAUUAUCACGAAGAGUGUUGAAUUUUCAAAUUUUGGCAAUAGAUAUGCGACACUUCGUAAAUGAUGCCAGUAUUGAUCAAAAGUUAGUUCCAUUGAUGAAAUCUGUUAUGUUAUUUACAUAA